Theileria parva strain Muguga is the source of this 1265-nucleotide messenger RNA. RefSeq names its product haloacid dehalogenase-like hydrolase. The record is from RefSeq and is a predicted model, not a curated record. Lineage: Eukaryota; Apicomplexa; Aconoidasida; Piroplasmida; Theileriidae. The transcript has 2 exons. The coding region runs from base 130 to 1053 and encodes 307 amino acids. Gene Ontology annotation, molecular function: magnesium ion binding; phosphatase activity. Gene Ontology annotation, cellular component: cytosol.
UAUAUUUUGUAUAUUAUUUGUUUUUUAAUUAUUCGUAUUAUGAAUAUAGAUGCAUUUUCAGUUGUUUUUAAAAAAAUUUUAAAAAAUAUAGUGAAAAUAAAUUUUAAUCUAACAUAAUGGCAACUAUUUAUGCCUAAAAUACUUUCAUAUCUUAUAUUCAUUGUCUUAUCUUGUACUAAUUGUCUCUCUGCUCCCAUUUCAGAUUUUGUUAAACCAGACACACCCCCGAAGUAUUUUGCCAUAGAUAUUGAUGGUACAUUCCAUAUAAAAGAUGAAUCAAAAUUCAAGAAAAACGUCGAAGCAUUCAAACGACUCAAACAAAAGAAUACAACUCCCUUUUUCUGUACAGGACGACAUCUGCAAUGUGCUAAGAAACUACUGGGAGAAGGCUUUUUUACUGAGACUGGAUAUAACGGCUAUCCUGGUGUAUAUCUAAACGGGGCAUUAGUUUAUGAUACAAAUGGAAAAGCGUUCGUAGACAAGUUUACACCACAGUUCAUUGAUGAGUUCGUUAAUUAUGUCGAACAAAAUAAUCUUAACGAUAAAGUGUUUUAUUACAGUCCUGAAGGUACCUUUUCGUUGAAAGAAUUAUAUAAAGAUGGAUUACAGGCAAUCGAAAAUAAUUUCAUAACAACUCCGGUAGUUUUAAGUCUUUCUGAUUUAAAAUCGAAGGAUAUAAUAGGAAUAACAAUAUUCAAAACUGGAUUGGGUGGUUGUAUCUCAAUGAGUGGUGUACAUUCUAUCGAAUAUACACAACAUGACAUAACGCAUAUAACAUCUCUUAAAUGUGACAAAAAAAUUGGACUCGAAAAGUUAUUAAAAGAUCUAGGCUCAAACGAAACUGAAUGUGCUUACAUAGGUGAUGAUGUCAACGAUGUCGAAGCUAUGGAAUACUGUUCAAUGUCGUUUGCUGUAGCAGACGCACAGGAGGAAGCUAAAAAUAAGGCUAAGUGGACUUUAGACUUAAAGCAUGAUGAGUGUGCUUUUGAAAAAGUAGUAAAAUUACUAUGCGAUGAUGAAGGCCAACAAACCAGCUCGAUGGGAUCAGUUUAGGAACAAUUGUAAGCGAAUCCAACGUAUAAUUAGCCUAAAUUUAUCAAUGUUUAAAUUUUAAAAAUUUUGUUUUAACAUUUGGGAUAUAACAUUUUAAAUUUAAAAUUUGAUAUGUGGCGUUUUUGGAAGUUGACGUUGAUUCAAUGUAGUAACUCAAAUAGGCACUUGGAAUGUAGUCAAAUAAAUUUUUUAUUAUUUUUUACAAAAACUUA